AAAGAGUGACAUACAUACACAAACACACACACACACAGGGACAGUGAGACGUCGAAGCAGCAAAGCAGCAAGAGAAGGAACCAAAAAUGUCGCUCGGCUAUCUGAAGACGGUCACUGCUGCUGACCUGUUUACCACCCAAGAUAAUUCCACACUGGCUUUGCCUCCAGACGAGCAGAUCAGCACCUUGUCCAGAGUGGCAAGUGAGAGAAGAGUCAACCAUCAAGUCCGUUUGGCAUUGUUGCAGAAGCUGAAACAUGCAGGUGGAACUCUUAAAACUGAAACCAAUAGCAGCCACCUGACUGCAAUCCAUGGAGGCAUGCCUAGCCAUGCAGCAACGCUUCCACAUAUGAACACACACAUUCGUGGCAAUGAUCAGCAGCACUGGAAUACGAUCAAUGGAAUGGCUGGUCUGGAUAAUGAAUUUAAUCACAUGAUAAUCACAAAAGACAUCAAGGAUCGACAUCAAUUCAGCUCAUUCAGCAGCAGAGGUUACCGAACCUUGUCCCAGCGUAAGCACUCGGGCCGGAGAAGCAUGUAUAGUGACAAUGGGGCCAAUUACAAACGCUUACCAGCUAGCCGAAGCGAACCAGAUCUGCUCAUUGCCCAGGGCUCAGGCACAAUCAGGAAAAUGGAUAGCAAACGAAAAAGCCAGAAAUAUAUAGCAGGUCAAAAGCCUGUCCAGUCCUAUCGCUCGCUUUCAGGUCGUACAUCGUCUCAUCGCUUUGAUCAACAUGGGAAAAUGUCAGCGCAGACACAUUUUCAAGAAGUUCCUGGGGACAUGAACCUAAAGAAAGCUGUGUUCUUCUUAACCAGCAAUAACCCUGUCAUUCUGGCCUAUUCUGCCGCUUACAUUCAGCAUGAGUGCUUCACUAAAGAAUCUGCCAAGCUGGAGGUUAAUAGGUAUGAGGGAAUCCCUCGUUUAAUCAACUUGCUGAAGAUCCCAAAUGCCAACAUCCAGCAAGCUGUCUGUGGAGCCCUUCGCAACACCGUCUUCAAGAACAAUACCAACAAGCUGGAGUUCGUAAGGCAUGGUGGCAUUGCCGAGGUUCUUCAUUUGCUUCAGGAGACAAAUGAUACGGAGAUACGAGACCAAAUAACAGGUCUGCUAUGGAACCUUUCAUCCAGUGAAGACCUGAAGGAAUCCUUAAUUAGUACUGUCCCAAUCCUGAAUAAAUGCGUGAUUAUUCCGUAUGUUUCUAAGUCCCCAAACUCAAAGGACUACGAGGCUUUUCACAAUGCCACAGGUUGUCUAAGGAACCUGAGCUGUGCUGGUUUGGAGGGACGCAACAAGAUGCGAAAUACCCCUGAUUUUAUUGACUCUAUUAUGCAUUAUGUAGAAACCUGUGUUUCUACAAACAAAGUUGAUGAAAAGCCUGUGGAACACUGUGUCUGCAUCCUGCAUAACCUAUCCUAUCAACUUGACAAAGAAGUGCCAGAAGCAGUCAAUUCCAUUGUGAGGAAUGGAAGUCCGCAGCACUCAAAGAAGCUCUCCUCCUCCGCUUCCCCCUCCUGCUUCAAACCUGGCAAUGAUGAAUCAGACAAUAUCAUCAUGCCUUUCAUUCAAGAGAAUGAUAAUCCUAAAGGUGUUGAGAAGCUACUGCAUUCAAAGUCUCUUAAGAUGUACACGGACUUGAUGUCGAAAUCCACAUCGGAUUCCACUGUGGAAGCUUCUGCUGGAGCUCUGCUGAACCUGACUGCGAACAGUGAAAAGACAUCGCAGUGGAUGAGUUCGGAAUUGGUGAAUAAAGCUGGUGGGCUUCCUCAGAUAGUAAAGCUUCUCAGCUCAAAGAACUCAGGCAUGCAGAAGACUGCUGUUUCAUUGCUGUCCAACCUGUCGAGGCACAAAAAUCUUCAAUCGCAACUGGCCUCUCAGGCGCUGCCCACCUUGACUCGCCUGCUCUCCAGUUCAGGCAGCAGCUCUACAGCCGCGGACAGCACACUCUCCUCUGCCUGCAACAUCGUAAGAAACGUCGUGCUGAGCAAUCCCAAGAUGGCAAAACCCUUACUCCAGGGCGGCUUGUUAAAGAGUCUGAUAGCCAUCAGUACCUCUGGCAACUCUCCCUUAGCUAAGAAAACCGCAGGCAACUUCCUAUCUGACAUGUGGCAAACAAAAGAAUUGCAGAGUCUUUUGAAAAGGGAAGGAUUCGGUAAGAAGGAUUUUCUAAAUGGCUUGACGAAAACUGUCAGCGAGAAAAUGAUUAGCAGCAGCUUAUUCAGCUAAGAUGUUUCUCAUUUUAUAGAGUUUAAAGGUAAUAGCACAGAUUAUUAUCCUGCUUUUAGCUAGACCAAUGAAUUGAAACUAUCGCCAAGAUAUCUACCAUCUCAUACAGAACUAUUAUCUUUACAUGUUCUCUGUUUGGGGAAUUGUGAGUGAAUGAUUGUUGAGUUUAGUGACUUAGUUUCAUUGCUGCAGUGAAUGUAUGUUGAAACCAAAGUACAACAAUUCUGGGGAAUGUUCAAACUGAAUCUGGGAAUGCAAAUUCCACCUGGAAUUUGUCUGGAUUUACUCUACUUACAUAGCAUCUCAGACAAUUUGACAAAUCCGAAAAUAGUCUUUAAUUUUCAAGCCCGUUUUAUUUUCAAACUAUUACUUACUUGCAACAUGAAAGUGUAAUUUAAACAAUUUAAUUUCUUCCCCCCCCCCACCUCCCCAGAUUGUUGUCAUUUUAAUUAUCCUUGUACAAAACCUACAGCAACCCAGCUUCUGCUCUCACAGUGAACAACAGUAAUAUCUGUCUGCAGCUUUAGACGUGAAUAAAUGUGAUGCCGUGCGCACUGGGGCUUUUUUUUAGAGGGAGAUAAAGCUUGAGACUUAAUUUUGCUCAUGACUGUACAGAACACAAUCUUCUAGUGAUCUAUCUUUUAUCAAUCAUUAACAUUGGUGAUCUUUCUCUUUCCUUGUUUAUGAUGGGAAAUCUAUUGUGAACACAGGACGAAAAGACCACUGGUGUUGAUGAUCGGUCCUGUUAGGCCUUAUAACUCGGAAUCCACCUCAGGUAGAUUGGUCGUAUAUAAUGGCAAAAUCCUCCUACUUCUCCCUGAACUUUGGAAAUUUGCGUGCAAAAUUAUUAGUCACGUCGAAAGGAAUGUGACAAGGAGCUAAAUUAGCCAGCAGCAAGGGAGUGGUACUCUAGGAAUUGUGUUGGGUGUCAAAGUCAACAUUUUGAUCAGAUAUGUAAAAGACUAAAAUUUAGUGAUAUUCAGACACAAUAUUAAAACACCAAACCUUGGAAUAGUUUCUGCUGUACCAUCGGCUGGAUGUGAAAGAGAUAAUAUUUUUGGUGGUUUCAGAAAAAAACUGCAGUCCAUUAAAUUGAGUAGCUUAUUUUCCACAAAGGAAUCAUUGUAUUGUUGGACAAUUAACUAACUAUUUUCCCCAGUAGGGGAAUCCAGAACAAGGGGGCAUCAUCUUAAAAUUAGAAC
This is a messenger RNA of Callorhinchus milii (elephant shark), 3424 nucleotides long. RefSeq names its product plakophilin-1 (gene pkp1a). The record is from RefSeq and is a predicted model, not a curated record. The transcript is spliced from 13 exons. The coding region runs from base 87 to 2222 and encodes 711 amino acids. NCBI's taxonomy places the organism in Eukaryota, Metazoa, Chordata, Chondrichthyes, Chimaeriformes, Callorhinchidae. Gene Ontology annotation, molecular function: cadherin binding. Gene Ontology annotation, cellular component: cytoplasm; nucleus; plasma membrane. Gene Ontology annotation, biological process: cell-cell adhesion; cell-cell junction assembly; intermediate filament bundle assembly.